Molecule: messenger RNA, 911 nt
Organism: Amphimedon queenslandica
Lineage: Eukaryota; Metazoa; Porifera; Demospongiae; Haplosclerida; Niphatidae
Product: leucine-rich repeat-containing protein 1-like
Exons: 9
Coding region: 216-863 (215 amino acids)
Biological process (GO): establishment or maintenance of epithelial cell apical/basal polarity; embryo development; neurotransmitter receptor transport postsynaptic membrane to endosome
Cellular component (GO): adherens junction; basolateral plasma membrane; postsynaptic density
Molecular function (GO): protein kinase binding
Source: RefSeq, a predicted model, not a curated record
UGAUUUUAAAAAUUUGCUUAAAUCAGGUGAGUGGGUUGAAGAAGUGUUCCUUCAUUGAAGCAUCAGACAAUAGACUAAUGGACCUACCACACUCCAUUGGUCUCCUAUCAUCACUGACCGACCUCUACCUCCAGAAUAACCUUCUCACCUAACUACCUGUGUCCUUUAGUUAUUUAAAGAGUUUAAAGGUGUGUAAUGUCUCCAGUAACAGGUUAAUGUUCCUCCCUGAGUCAAUAGGAGGGUUGCAGAGUUUGACUGAAUUCAACUUAUCGCAAAACCACAUCAAUUAUAUCCUGUCCAGUGUUGGUGGUAUGAAGUGUCUCAGUUUAUUGAACUUUGAUGAGAACAGACUAGAACACUUGCCAAAAGAAAUAGGUGGUUGCUCCUCAUUAACAGUCCUUGCCCUAAGGAACAAUUGGCUGAGGUCCAUUCCUUCAUCAAUAGCUCAGUUGAGACUGAAUUCAACUUAUCGCAAAACCACAUCAAUUGUUGGUGGUAUGAAGUGUCUUAGUUUAUUAAACUUUGAUGAGAACAGACUAGAACACUUGCAAAAAGAAAUAGGUGGUUGCUCCUCACUAACUGUCCUUACCCUAAGGAACAAUCGGCUGAGGUCUAUUCCUUCAUCAAUAGCUCAGUUGAGCAGUUUAACAAUCAUUAAUAUCAUUGGGAACCAGUUGUCAAGACUACCAGCAGGACUCUCAUCACUACCUCACAUUACAGCAAUAUGGAUAGCAGAGAACCAGUCAAAGCCAUUGUUAGAGUUUCAGCUCCAGACUGAUCCCAAUAAUGGAGACAGUUACUUCACUUGUGUGGUCUUCCCUCAACAAGGAAUAGAAACACCUUACGAUGCACUUAUUAUAUAAGGAUAUGAUAAUACUGAUAACUUUAUGAGAAUUAAGUUUGAGCUGAUU